Aspergillus ibericus CBS 121593 is the source of this 3689-nucleotide messenger RNA. RefSeq names its product putative histone transcription regulator Hir1 (gene hir1). Gene Ontology annotation, cellular component: nucleus; HIR complex. Bases 288 to 3278 code for a protein of 996 amino acids. The record is from RefSeq and is a predicted model, not a curated record. Gene Ontology annotation, molecular function: nucleosome binding; protein binding. The transcript has 4 exons. NCBI's taxonomy places the organism in Eukaryota, Fungi, Ascomycota, Eurotiomycetes, Eurotiales, Aspergillaceae. Gene Ontology annotation, biological process: chromatin remodeling; regulation of DNA-templated transcription; DNA-templated transcription.
CUUUCCCUCCCUUUCGGUCUCCGUCCAACGAGAAAAUCAUUCCUCGUUUUCUCCUUUCCUAGCACUCACGCAAUACACCUCCUUUUUUCGAACCAGACUAACACUAUCUCGGUUUGUGAUAUGCAGGUGAACGGAAAGAUUUCGAGGUAUAUAGUUGCGAUGUAUCCCCGGAUGGGAGUCGUCUCGUGACAGCGGCUGGAGAUGGAUACGUUCGAAUUUGGUCGACAGAAGCGAUUUGCAACACCGACGACCCGCAAUAUGCCAGUAAACCGAAACAGCUGGCGUCGAUGAGCAACCAUUCCGGAACGAUUCACACGGUGCGAUUCUCGCCAAAUGGGAAAUAUCUGGCCUCGGGAGCCGAUGAUAAGAUUGUGUGCAUCUAUACAUUGGACGCGAACCCGCCGUCUCAUGCGUCGACGUUUGGUUCGAACGAGGCGCCUCCUGUUGAGAACUGGCGCACGAUUCGGAGAUUGAUCGGUCAUGAUAACGAUGUUCAGGAUCUGGGUUGGUCGUACGAUUCUUCGAUCUUGGUGUCGGUUGGGCUGGACUCGAAGGUCGUGGUAUGGUCCGGAACGACGUUCGAGAAGCUCAAGACUCUUUCUAUCCACCAAAGUCAUGUCAAGGGGAUUACGUUCGAUCCGGCAAAUAAGUACUUUGCUACGGCCAGCGAUGACCGUACGGUUCGCAUCUUCCGAUUCACGUCUCCGGCUCCAAAUUCCAGCGCUCAUGACCAAAUGAACAACUUCAUCCUUGAACAGACUAUUUCUGCACCCUUUUCCAAUUCCCCCUUAACGGCCUACUUCCGCCGAUGCUCCUGGUCUCCGGAUGGUAUGCACAUCGCUGCUGCCAAUGCGGUAAACGGUCCCGUCAGCUCUGUUGCGAUCAUCAACCGGGGCUCGUGGGAUGGAGAUAUCAAUCUCAUUGGGCACGAAGCGCCGGUUGAAGUUUGCUCCUUUUCUCCGCGGUUGUAUUCGCCCCAACCGCUCACCAAACCGGCGGUGGAUAGCCAAGGCCAUGCGGUGCAGAACGCCGUCACGGUUAUUGCCUGUGCGGGCGGCGAUAAGUCGCUCAGUAUCUGGAUCACUAGUAACCCUAGACCUAUUGUGGUUGCACAGGAGCUAGCCGCCAAGUCCAUCUCCGACCUCGCAUGGAGCCCGGACGGCAAAUGCCUCUAUGCUACUGCCUUGGACGGCACGAUUCUCGCGGUGCGGUUCGAGGACGGGGAUUUAGGCUAUGCGAUGGCGAUGGAAGAGAAUGAGAAGUCACUUACCAAGUUUGGCACGAAUAGGAAGGGUGCGGGCAUCACAGAGACCACAGACGGCCUGCUGCUUGAAGAGAAGAGCAAAGCCGGGGAGAUCAAAGGUGUUGAGGGCCGCAUGGGGGCUUUAAUGGGUGAUGAUCACGCUGCGGCAGACACCACCGUCAAUGGCAAACCGGGCUCGGGGGCAUCGAACGGUGUGACACCGGCACGAGUAGCGUCUCCUCCGCCAGAUGCACAAAAGUCUCAACCGAACGAGACUGCAGGAACGCCCGCGGCGCCAGAACCGGAGAAGCCUGAUCCGUACCAGGCCAAGCUCGAGAGGCUGAAGCAGCGUCCGACAUAUACCAAGGAUGGAAAGAAGCGAAUCGCUCCUCUGUUGGUGUCUGGUGCAGGAGCGGCCGAGUCCUCUCUCCCACAAGCUCGGCUGAUGGCCUCGGUCAGCAGCCAGGUGAAGGCCGACACCCCACAAUCGAUUGUGGACCUCUCCAAGCCAUUUGACGGUCUACCCAAGGGUGGUCUGGCAGCCCUUCUCUUCGGAAACAAGCGCAAACUCGCCCAGCUGGAAGGCGAUGAUGAUGGACAUGUUGAGAAGCGCGUGGCGCUGGCCAGUCAAAACGGCGCCACCCCGAUUCUGGCAAACACGCCCGAUGGCCUCCUUCCUGCGCAACCGCAGCCUGCUCCCACCGGCCAGCAGCAAACCCCCGAGUUCAUUCGGCCCGCCGUGAUGAAUCCCUGCAUGUCUAUCAGCCAGCUUCGGUUGGCGGUUCCAAAGAUCCGUAGUCAGAUUGUACGAGCGAUUGAUCCCACCGGAAAGCCGACGGAGCCGCCCAAUGCGUCCGGCGAGUCCAACAAGUCGCGGGUCGAUGUUGUUUUCGAAGCACGCAAUCCAUCUCCGGCCAGCUUGACGGGGCGGGCGGUCGAUCGAGAGCCAGUGCGGCUCACGCUCUUCCGUGGCGAGCAGCCGUUGUGGCAGGAUUUCCUUCCCCGGACUGUCCUUCUGGUGACAGGUAACCAGAGCAUGUGGGCGGCGGCCUGCGAAGACGGAUCGGUGUACAUCUGGACGCCAGCCGGCCGUCGGCUGGUCAGCGCUCUUGUCCUUGAGGCACAACCAGUGAUUCUCGAGUGCAAUGGCCCAUGGAUUCUCUGCAUCUCCGCUGUAGGCAUGUGCUACGUCUGGAACGUGAAACAUCUUUCCUCUCCACAUCCGCCCAUCUCGUUGCAGCCAGUGCUUGACGCUGCCGUCCACACGUUAGGCGCACACCCCACAGCUGCACCAGCCAUCACGAACGCCCGGAUUAACUCCGAAGGUCGAGUGGUGGUUGCCUUGUCUAAUGGCGAGGGCUAUUCUUACUCACCGUCCAUGUACACCUGGCAGCGGAUUUCCGAAGCCUGGUGGGCUGUCGGUAGUCAGUACUGGAACACCACGGAUGCACCAGUGGGCAACCUCCAGUCGACGGACUCGCAACAGGAUAAAGACGCCAAGGCAGCGGUGUCGGCUGGGAUUAUUCCAUUCCUGGAGCGCAACACUACUAACGAGACACUGCUGCGUGGGCGUGCCUACUUCCUUCAGCGAUUAAUCAAGGUGCUUCUAUCGCGGGAGGGCUACGAGAGCUUCGAGUCCAGCGUCUCCAUUGCACAUCUGGAGAACCGACUCGCUGCCGCACUGUCCUUGGGCGCCAAGGAAGAGUUUCGCCUCUAUCUGUCGAUGUACGCUAAGCGAAUCGGAGCUGAAGGGCUGAAGAUGAAGGUCGAGGAGCUCCUCAAGGGGUUGAUCGGCGGGCUAUUCGAAGAGGACGACACGGGCACCAUCCGUCGGUUACAGGACAACGAGCAGGAUGACCGAAAUUGGCGCGAAAGCUCAGAGACUCUCUGUGGCUGGCCACGGGAGGUGUUAUUGAAAGAGGUUAUCCUUGCCCUUGGAAAACAUCGUGAUCUCCAACGCGUAACGGUCCCCUAUGCUAAACUCUUGGGGGUGGUGGACAACGAGUCUGAGGCCGGUGAUGCCAUGGAAACAUAAGCCGUGGUAUCACUUGGGAGCCAUCUUCAUUUCUGUUUGGCGUUAUCUUGGCGUUGACUCGGUGCUCCUUUUUCUCGUCUGAAAUGGCUGGACGUAUGGGCUGGAAGGGAUGGGGAGGGAAUUAUCAUCGUGAUUUACACUACCUUUCGUGCUUUGUAUGUACCAUAUUAGUUAUUGUUAUUUGGCGAUGUGUCUACUUGAGUGGUGCUUGUCUUUAUGUCGUCAUCCUUGCAGCCUGGCUAACAUCAUUACUCGUUGCCAGGAAGCGGUGCACCAUGCAGAUACCAGGUGAUCCUUCUCUCUAGCGCUGCAAUCAUUACUGUUCUUAUGGUGCUACGACUGCUGCGACUGCGGUUACUGUCUGGAAUUCCUAGAAUUAGAUCCAACCACCUUCCAUAUCAAUUGGAUCUC